AUGUGUCAAAUGCAGCAUUCAAGACUUGAUCCCAAGUUGAGGGAUUUAACCACGAAUAAACCUUCUCAAUUACUCUUCUUGUUAACACUCAUAGCACAACCCACUCAGCUAAUUCCUCAGCACAGUCUUACAACAAUGCUACAAGCGGCUAAACUCUCUCUGGUAACGAGGAAAUUCUUGAAGAAAGUUGGCAAGGAAGUGCAGUAUUGCAAUGCAAAAUUGAUGGAUGUUGAAAGAACUGGGAAAAAAAUCACAAAAAUUAUUCCGAUUCGAACAUUAACUUUCCAACCAUUGAAGGCCUGGCUUAUGCAUAAACUCUGGCUCCCUGGAUUUGAAGCUCUAUUGGAUUCCAAUCUCAAACACAAAAAUUCUGGUAGCGGGACUAUGGGUGAUGUGUGGGAUGGAAGUGUAUGGAAAAAUCUUGUAGGACCUCAAGACUCGGAUGAAAUAUUCACUUCAAGACCUGGGCACCUUGUCUUUAGUCUUUAUGUCGACUGGUUCAAUCCAUACGGAAACAAAAGUGGUGGGAAGUCUGCACCUGUGUCACCUGAAAACCUCGGUUUUAAACCGAAGAUAAAUGUGUCAUCAUCCUCGGUUUGGGACCGUAUUCAUGCUGGAGCUGGGUGA
Messenger RNA from Puccinia graminis f. sp. tritici CRL 75-36-700-3, 627 nucleotides. RefSeq lists its product as uncharacterized. Lineage: Eukaryota; Fungi; Basidiomycota; Pucciniomycetes; Pucciniales; Pucciniaceae. Bases 1 to 627 code for a protein of 208 amino acids. The record is from RefSeq and is a predicted model, not a curated record. The transcript is spliced from 5 exons.